Messenger RNA from Loxodonta africana (African savanna elephant), 2108 nucleotides. It is a transcript of the gene TNFSF11, whose product is annotated as TNF superfamily member 11. Gene Ontology annotation, molecular function: tumor necrosis factor receptor binding. Gene Ontology annotation, cellular component: membrane. Lineage: Eukaryota; Metazoa; Chordata; Mammalia; Proboscidea; Elephantidae. The transcript has 5 exons. The record is from RefSeq and is a predicted model, not a curated record. Gene Ontology annotation, biological process: immune response. The coding region runs from base 108 to 1067 and encodes 319 amino acids.
CUAGUCCAGUUCGGACUCCGCUGUGGUCUCCUGAGUUUGCGGCCCCCAGAUCGAGAAAGAGGGAGCGCGCGAGAGAGGAGAGCGCCGAGCGAGCGGAGCAGAGCGCCAUGCGCCGCGCCAGCCGAGACUACACCAAGUACCUGCGCGGCUCCGAGGAGAUGGGCAGUGGCGGCUCUGGCGCCCCGCACGAGGGCCCCCUGCACGUCCCGCCGCCGCCGCCCGCAUCACACCCGCCCCCCGCUGCCUCCCGCUCCAUGUUCGUCGCCCUACUCGGGCUGGGGUUGGGCCAGGUCGUCUGCAGCGUCGCCCUGUUCCUCUACUUCAGAGCGCAGAUGGAUCCUAAUAGAAUAUCAGAAGACGACACCGACUGCUUUAAGAGACUUUUCAAACUCCAUGAAAAUUCAGAUUUGCGAGACACAACUCCGGAGAGUCAAGACACAAAAUUACUACCUGAUUCGUGUAGGAGAAUUAAACAGGCCUUUCAAGGAGCUGUGCAAAAGGAAUUACAACAUAUUGUUGGAUCACAACACAUCAGAGCAGAGAAAGCUAUGGUGGAAGGUUCAUGGUCAGACCUGGCUAGGAGGGGCAAGCCUGACACUCAGCCUUUUGCUCAUCUCACUAUUAAUGCCACCGACAUCCCUUCAGGUUCUCACAAAGUGAGUCUUUCCUCUUGGCACCAUGACCGAGGUUGGGCAAAGAUCUCCAACAUGACUUUCAGAAACGGGAAACUAUUCGUUAACCAAGAUGGCUUUUACUACCUGUAUGCCAACAUUUGCUUUCGACAUCAUGAAACGUCAGGAGACCUAGCCACAGAGUAUCUUCAGCUGAUGGUGUACGUCACUAAAACCAGCAUCAAAAUCCCGAGCUCUCAUACCCUGAUGAAAGGAGGAAGCACCAAAUACUGGUCCGGAAAUUCGGAAUUCCAUUUUUAUUCCAUAAAUGUUGGAGGAUUUUUUAAACUACGAUCUGGUGAAGCAAUAAGCAUCCAGGUAUCCAACCCUUCACUACUAGAUCCAGACCAAGAUGCAACUUACUUUGGGGCUUUUAAAGUUCGAGAUAUAGAUUGAACCCACUUUAGUGGCGCGUUAUCAUGUAUUUCCUAGGAUGUGUGUAAACUUUUUUUUUUUUUUUAAAGCAAGCCAAGAAAGAUGUAUAUAGGUGUGUGAGACUACUAAGAGGCAUGGCCACAGUGGUACAGUAAGACCCUCUGUCCACGCUCUUGACCUUGUAGAGAGCAUGUGUAUUUACAACCAAUGAGAGAUGUUGAACUCUAGGUGUAUUACAAUCUAAAGGCUUUCUUAUUACACAGUGGUUUUUAAAUUUUGUAAUGAAUUCCUAGAAUUAAACCGGAUUGCAUCCGUGAUGAUUGGCCUUAUGAAAAGAUGCAUUUGGGCUACCGGGACGGGGGUCGUUAAUUGUCUGCAUCUAGCUCCUGGUUGGGAGUCCCUGAAUAGGGCAAACAGUUAAGCACUCAGCUACUAGCUGAAAGUUUGGUGGUUCAAAUCUACCCAGAGGAGCCUUGGAAGACAGGCCUGGUGAUCUGGUUCUGAAAGGUCAUAGCCCUGGAAACCCUAUGGAGCAGUUCUACUCUGUAUACACAGGGUUGCCAUGAGUUGGAAUCAACUUGACAGCGACUAACAACAGCUCCUGGUUAUGUGCCUCUAUGCAGUUGAAGAAAAGGUGUCAUCUUCAAAGCAAAGGGACGAUCAUCUGAAGAGUUAAGUUCUUCUGAAUUGUUACAUCAUGCUGGAACCUGCAAAUACUUUUUCGAAGGAGGAGGGAAAAUAGAUGUAUUUUUAUAUAAUGUCUAAAGUUAUAUUUCAGAUGUAAUGUUUUCUGUGCAAAGUAUUGUAAAUUAUAUUUGUGCUAUAGUAUUUGGUUCAAAAUAUUUAAAAUGUCUUGCUGUUGACAUAUUUAAUGUUUUAAAUGUACAGACAUAUUUAACUGGUGCACUUUGUAAAUCCCCUGGGGAAGACUUGCAGCUAAGGGGGAAAAAAAUGUUGUUUGCAGAUACCAAAUGUAUUAUAUUUCUUCAUUCUUUUUAACUUAAUAGAGUCUUCGGACUUGUCAAGUCUGUGCAAAAAAAAAAAAAAAAAAGAUAAAUAAAA